UUCCCUUGCUUCACAGGGUGUCUCCAGAACUCAAAAAAUGAGUGAACUUCUGUCAGGAACCCUUCAGGCCCUGCCUCUAUGCUGUCUCUGCUCCUGUCUUUCCUCCUCUUCUUCCUCAGGACAGGACAAGAUUCUGUGUUUGUAACGAAGAGUAAGAGUGCUGAUAUAGCCCUCCUUGGGAACAAUGUGACCCUAAACUGCAAUUUGACUAUCCCAGCAGAUGUUCUGCAAAUUACUUGGCAAAAGCUCCAAGGGUCUGUUCCAGAAAACAUAGGCACCUACAGCAGCCAGCAUGGUGAAAAAAUUCUCCCCCCAUACAAUGAACGGAUCCAGUGCAGCAGUACAGAACUGACAUCCUCAAGCAUGACUAUAUAUAAUGUGACCUUGAAAGAUGAUGCAUGUUACAAAUGUCUCUUUAAUGUUUUUCCAAAUGGUAUCUAUGGAGGAAAGAUGUGCUUCAGUGUACAAAAUGUGCCUGAAUUAAGAAGUGAACUUCAUCCUCAUCCCACCAUUGAGGGAAUCCUUAUAGUCAUCUGCUCAGCUACAGGAAAACCUGCCCCUCACAUCACUUUCUCCCAUGAGAGGCUGCUGAUGGGAUUGCCCAAGGAAUACACUGAUCAAAGCCCAGAUGGAAUAACUAAUGUUACCAAAUGGUAUAAUAUCUCAAAGGAGGCUGUGAGGUCCUUGAAAAUUGAGAAUGCAUCCUGUGUCAUGGAUCACCCUCUAAGGAAGAAAAAAGAACUUGUUUAUUUUUCUCAGGAACCAGAAUCAAUUUCCAAUGACUCAUUGUCGAGGUCACAUAUAUACCUAAUAGCCGCACUGAUUUGCCCAUUGCUCCUCAUUAGCUGCUUGGUGAUAUACACGAAAAGGAUAAAAAAUAAAAAUAGUCACUGCUCUGCACAAAAUAUUUCCUUUGAGAAACCAGAGAAAGAGAAACCCAUGGAGUCAGACACCCAGGAAUAGAAUAUUCCUAACCAUGUUGAGCUUUUCCUCUGACGCUGCCCCUGCACCCAGUUAUCCUGUAUAUGUGUCAUUAGAACAUAGGUUUUUACAAUGGUAUCUCCCCCACUGAGCUUCUUGAGAGCCUGAACAUUUGGACUUCUGGAUUGUGUUGGAAUACACGGGAGAGCUGUUAGAAUACAUGGGAGCCACCUGAUAGUGGCUGCUGGAGAUCCAACCCAGAAUGGCUCGCCUCUUGUGAGAGGAUGAUACGAGGAGACUGAGAGGCCAUUGCAUUGGCUGACAGCUCUCCUCUUCAGUCUGUUUCCAAUUUAUCUCAUUCCCAGUCUGCAACACCUGUGUCAGCAAAGGCUGCUCUGCAACUCUUUCAGAUGCUAUUAUCCACAGCUAUAGAGGCUUUAGGAGAAUUGACCUGUCCCUUAACAGGAUUGCAUGGAGAAGAUUAUGUGGAGUAUACAAUUUUCCUUUAAUUAUUCGUUUCUAUAAAUGUUUGUUAAGGUUCUACCAUGUGAGGAAUAAGAAUGGGGAAAUUGGGAGGAGAAAAACACUGAGAAUUUCAUAGUAUCCAGAAAGCGAAGGAGAAUAUGACAUUCUUGAGAACUAUGAUGUAACAUGAGAUUAUUCAAGGGAAGCAGUAUAAUUUAAGGAGGAUAGAACUGAGGUAAUAUUAGAUCUCUUCCAGAUCAUAAUUUUGCAUUCCCUUUUACACCUCUGUAAAGUAUUAUCUUAAAAUUCCAGAGUUAGAAAGCAUCUCAGAAGUGAUUCCUAUCAAUCCAUCCCUGAAAUUUGAAUCCCUGCUACAAUACCUCCAACAAGCAUUCCUCCAGAAUCCACUUGAAAGUGUCCAGUAAUGGGAAAGUUAUUGUCUUAGAAAACUGACCCAUCUCACUUCUAUACACAACACAUAACAAAUGUGUUAGAGUCUCUAUCUUUCACUCCUUGAUCCUAUUUCUAUUUUCUAGAGUCAAAUUUUUCUUCCAUAAAAAAAUGUUCAUUCUAGGUCAGGCAUAAUAUGGACCAAUCCAGUAAUCCAACCUUGAGGUUUGAAAUGAAAUAAAACACUUGUGGAUCAAAAGGUGCAAUUAAAACCAAUUCUACAGAUGCAACAUUAAGAAAACAAAAUUUCUGAAGUUAAAAACAUAUUUAAAAACUUCUCUUCUUUUGUAUUCAUCCAAUAAGUCACCAGGCUAAAUCAGGAAAGAAUUCCCCUCAGGUAAUUGGAGAUUGGAUAAAACCUAGGAAAAUCACUCUUCUCAUGUUGGGUUAUUUAUUUAUUACUCAAGAGGUCAAGUAGAUUUUGCCUCAAUUUCCCAUCAUAAUCUCUCACAAACUAACAUAGUCUAUCAACUAUGUGCAUUCCAUAUUAUCAAAGAGUUGGGGACAGUGGGGAGAACUUUUGUAUAUGAUUUAAUUGCCUUUUUUAAUUGCCUUAAGAUAUUGUUCAAUCAGGUUUUAAAUGCAGUUCACUCAAAAUCAGAGUGUUUCACAUGAAUUGUUUUCUAGUCAUAUCUACUUUAUUUCUCUCUCAUCCUACAUUCCAUGAGGGGGGGGAGGGGAGUAAAAGAAAAACUAACACUUUGUAAUAAAGAUACAUAGUCAAGCCAAACAAACUUCUUCAUUUCUUAGGUCCAAAAAUAUGUCAAAUACACAUCUGCACUGUGUGUCUAUCACUAUUACACAAAAUCAGGAUGUGGGGUAGCAUAUUUUGUCAUCAGUCCUCGGAAUCAUGAGUGGUUCUUGCAUUGAUAGAAGAUCUUAUGUUUUUCAAAAUAAUUUUGUUUGCUUUUGUUCUUAUUAUAUAGCAUGAGGUGGUGUGUGUGUGUGUGUGGUGUGUGAAAGAGACAAAGAGACAAAGACAGAGAAAUAGAGACAGAGAGAAAAUGUACCAUUAGGGCUUGGAAUUUGGGUUAUAAUUCUAUAUAAGUUUUUUUUUUUUCUGGUUCUCAUUUUACUUAAUAUCAAUUCAUAUAAAUCAUUCUAUGUCCAAUUGAAAUCAGUAAUCUCUCAUUUUUUAUAGAAUAAUAAUAUUCAUUUACAUUCAUAUGCUACAAUUUUUUCAGCCAUUCCCCUAUUGGUGAACAUACUCUUAGUUUUCAUGGUGGUGGUAGUGUUGUUUUGUUGUUUUGCCAGCACCAGGUACUGGAUUUCAUCCCUCUUUAAUAUAUUUAUCUCAUUAUUUAAGCCUAUUGAAAUAUUGUUGGAUCUUAUUUGUGUUAUUGAAUGCAUUUGAACACAAAGGAGUCAGGCCUAAUCGAGCUAUUCUUCAAGGAUUUCUGGUUUGUAAUUCAAAAUUAUGGACCACUAUCUUGGACUUGCAUUCAAAUCAUGAGCAAUUCUUAGACUCCUCAGAAAAGAGGUGAGAAGGGAAGGGGUCAUUGCUAGUCCCCAAUACCAAAUUUCCAACCAAUCAUCUUUCUCUUUGCACCUCAACUUUGUAACCAGUCAUGCUGCCUUCAACCAUAUGAUGUCACUUAGCCUGUUCUUUGUUUUGUACUCCCCAAAACCUAUAAAAGGGGAACUGUUCUUUAGAUUGGAAUCUUUGGCAUAAGAGGAGGCAAGCUACUGAUCUUUUAUUGACAGACAGCAUGAUUCUGUUAAUAAAUGUUAUCUUGCUCAGAUGAUGACCCAAGUUUACCUUUUUGUUAAAAUUCAGUAACAACACAAAUAUCCUACAACAUUUUAUAUAAGCAUUAAAUAAUGUGAAAUAAACAUGAAAUCUUAAUAAAUAUUGUUAUUUAAUUUAUGUUUUUAAUAUGUAUGUUUACAUGGAUUGAACUAUGCAAAAUAAAUAGGACAUGACAUAUCAUCCAAGAA
Messenger RNA from Antechinus flavipes (yellow-footed antechinus), 3774 nucleotides. Its product is annotated as OX-2 membrane glycoprotein-like. Bases 79 to 963 code for a protein of 294 amino acids. Gene Ontology annotation, biological process: negative regulation of macrophage activation; regulation of immune response. Gene Ontology annotation, molecular function: cell-cell adhesion mediator activity. The record is from RefSeq and is a predicted model, not a curated record. The transcript is spliced from 6 exons. Lineage: Eukaryota; Metazoa; Chordata; Mammalia; Dasyuromorphia; Dasyuridae.